Rattus rattus (black rat) is the source of this 2678-nucleotide messenger RNA. RefSeq names its product acyl-coenzyme A thioesterase 2, mitochondrial. The record is from RefSeq and is a predicted model, not a curated record. The coding region runs from base 443 to 1804 and encodes 453 amino acids. Gene Ontology annotation, molecular function: fatty acyl-CoA hydrolase activity. The transcript is spliced from 3 exons. Gene Ontology annotation, biological process: acyl-CoA metabolic process; fatty acid metabolic process. Lineage: Eukaryota; Metazoa; Chordata; Mammalia; Rodentia; Muridae.
GCACACAAAACAGCAUGAUGCACAUUUUUGAAAGAACAGUCCUAAGAUUAGUAACAAGUGUCUAUUACUCCACGACGCGAUGAAACUCAAUUGCAAUCACAUUCUUGACUCUGCAACCUUACGAAUUUGGCGACUGAAGGUCUCAUUGGUGAGCUGGCUUUUAAUAGCGAGCCCUAGUCCAGCCCACUCUUCCUGGGGCAAAGAGCACCUGAAACACAGUCCAAGCAAGGGGCUUCCGGAUAUAACGGAGUCUUUACGCACAGACGCCUUAGUCAAAGCGUCACUACUUUUGCUUUUGUUGCUUGCUUAGCACUCUGAUCCAGCACAGUAAGCCCACACAGCUCAGCCUACGGCUCAGUCUAAGGACUGCAGAUAGGCAGCUGGCCACUAGAGGAUCUCUAACUUUUCCUACGAAACUGAGGGCUGAAGUCAAAGACACAAAAUGGUGGCCUCGUCUUUCGCUGUCCUGAGAGCAAGCAGGUUGUGCCAACGGGGUUGGAAGAGCUGGACGCAGCUGUCAGGUCCUCCGCCGCUCAGCACCGGUGGCCGGAGCACUUUUGCGCGGACAAAUGCUACACUGAGCCUGGAGCCCGGGAGCCGCAGCUGCUGGGACGAGCCGUUGAGCAUCACGGUACGCGGCCUGGCCCCCGAGCAGCCCGUCACGCUGCGCGCGGCCCUGCGUGACGAGAAGGGCGCGCUUUUCCGAGCCCACGCGCGCUACCGCGCCGACGCCGGUGGUGAGCUGGACCUGGCGCGCGCUCCCGCGCUGGGCGGCAGCUUCACGGGGCUCGAGCCCAUGGGGCUGAUCUGGGCCAUGGAGCCCGAACGGCCUCUCUGGCGCCUGGUCAAGCGCGACGUGCAGAAGCCUUAUGUGGUGGAGCUGGAGGUGCUGGACGGACACGAGCCCGACGGCGGGCAGCGGCUGGCACAGGCGGUGCACGAGCGUCACUUCAUGGCUCCAGGGGUGCGGCGCGUGCCCGUGCGCGAGGGCCGGGUGCGCGCCACGCUCUUCCUGCCCCCAGAACCUGGGCCCUUUCCUGGAAUCAUAGACCUUUUUGGAGUUGGAGGCGGCCUUCUGGAGUACCGGGCAAGUCUGCUGGCUGGGAAGGGCUUUGCCGUCAUGGCUCUGGCUUAUUACAACUAUGACGACCUCCCCAAGACCAUGGAAACCAUGCACAUUGAGUACUUUGAAGAAGCCAUGAACUACCUGCGUGGCCACCCUGAGGUAAAAGGACCAGGAAUUGGGCUGCUUGGGAUUUCCAAAGGGGGUGAACUUGGCCUUGCUAUGGCCUCCUUCCUGAAGGGCAUCACAGCUGCUGUUGUCAUCAAUGGCUCCGUGGCUGCUGUUGGGAACACCAUAUACUACAAGGAUGAGACUAUACCCCCUGUGUCCCUUCUGAGAGACAAAGUCAAAAUGACCAAAGAUGGUCUCUUGGACGUCGUGGAAGCUCUGCAAAGCCCUUUGGUAGACAAGAAGAGCUUCAUCCCUGUGGAAAGGUCUGACACGACCUUCCUGUUCCUCGUUGGUCAGGAUGACCACAACUGGAAGAGCGAGUUCUAUGCCAAUGAGAUCUCCAAACGCUUGCAGGCCCACGGGAAAGAGAAGCCCCAGAUCAUCUGCUACCCAGAAGCAGGGCACUAUAUCGAGCCCCCUUACUUCCCACUGUGCAGCGCUGGCAUGCACCUCCUGGUGGGUGCUAACAUCACCUUUGGAGGGCAGCCUAAGCCUCACUCUGUGGCCCAGUUGGAUGCAUGGCAGCAACUCCAGACUUUCUUCCACAAACAGUUGGGUGGUAAGAGUUAGGAGGUGUCUCCUAAAAUAUAACCUGUUAUGUGGUGGUUUGGGGAAAAACCCAAAUAUCAAAAUGCCACUUCAGUUUAGUUCAUUUGAACACAUACUAAUUUUUUUAAGUUUCUUCCUUCCUUCCUUUCUUCCUUCCUUCCUUCCUUCCUUCCUUUCUUUCUGUUUUUUUGUUUGUUUGUUUGUUUGUUUGUUUAUUUGAGACAGGGUUUGUCUGUGUACCCCUGGCUGGCCUGGAACUUGCUUUGUAGACCAGGGGCUAGGCCUGAAUUCUGAGGUUGGCCGGCCUCUGCCUCCUAAGUGCUGGCAGUAAAGCCACACCCAGCUUAAGGUUUUUUGUUUUUUUUUUUUCUUUUCUUUUUUUUUCCGGAGCUGGGUACCGAACCCAGGGCCUUGCGCUUGUUAGGCAAUCGCUCUACCUCUGAGCUUAAUCCCCAACCCCCCUUUUUCUCUUAAUAUAAUGAAUUAAGUGCCUAUGAAAGACUGAGGAUAUAGCUUAGUGGCAGUGCAUUUGUCUUUCUUCUAUAGUGCCCUGAAUUCAUUCUCCAGUGCCAUAAGAUGACAAAGAAAUUAAAACUUCCUUAUAAAACUGUGCCUAUUGACCUGGUGAGAUGGCUCAGUGAUAGUGGUGCUUUCUGCCCAGCCUGACAGCUUGAGAUCGUCUUUCCCCCAGGAUCUACGUGGUAGGAGAGAACCAACUCUGACAAGUUGUCCUCAAACACACACACACCUGCACAUGCACACACAAAUAACAUGUAAUUCAAAAAUAGUGCCUAUCCAAAAAUAGAGUUCUUUUGUAUCAUGAAUUAAAGGGGAACCUUAAGUAUAAACAUUCUUAUUAAAACAAAAAAUAAAAAUUGGAUCAUUAUAGACAAAA